GACCCUCCGCUACACGGCGGAUAGGGUCGAGGUUAGGCCUACCUAGACUACACGUGCAAUUCUUCAAAAAAGUUGUUAUUUCUUUCAAAGAACACCAAUUUGUAGUUGAUCUAUAUACUCUAUAGAUAAUGGGGAAGCCAAAGAAAAAGGGUAACACCUUCAACUACAAUAAAAAUCGACGAAAAGCUUGGAAAAAGUCUAAAGAACUGCCCAAAAUUAAAUGUGAACAAAUCAAGAAUGCUUGGGAUGACACAAAGUCUAUGCAACAUAAUCUUAAAAACAUGGGUAUCGCCACCAACCCCAACAAAGCUAUCCCUGUACCAAAAACAAAAGACCUCAUCCCAGGAUUUGAGAGAGAAGAUGGAGACAAACCUAUGGAGAUGAUGAUGGUACAACCAAGGAGCAAGUUACAUGUAGUUAAAGAACUUGAAGACAUUGCCAAUCAACCACAAGAGAAAAGACUGAAAUUACCAGAACAAGAGGUCAAAUAUUGUAUUUACAUGAUGGAAAAACAUAAGGACAACUAUAAAGCAAUGGCUCGUGAUGAAAGAAACUACUAUCAAGACACGCCGAAGCAAAUAAAGAGGAAAAUAAUGACAUUCAAAGGCAUCCCUAGCCAGUACCAGGCAUAUCUCAACUCAAAGGAGGAAGGAAAGAUGGAUACCACGUGACAGAUUGAAUGUGUUCGAUGAUUUAAGACUUUGGGUUACUAGUCCUUCAUGGGGCUGGACUGGCGCAGGCAAAUCCCGCCUGAUUUAAGACUUUGGGUUACUAGUCCUUCAUGGGGCUGGACUGGCGCAGGCAAAUCCCACCUUGUUUUGAGAGUGAGGUUAAUGACUUUACACUCCUACUUGUAUGAAGCUUCUUUGUCGGAAUCCAUCUUGG
Molecule: messenger RNA, 885 nt
Organism: Lineus longissimus
Lineage: Eukaryota; Metazoa; Nemertea; Pilidiophora; Heteronemertea; Lineidae
Product: nucleolar protein 16-like
Exons: 4
Coding region: 129-671 (180 amino acids)
Biological process (GO): ribosomal large subunit biogenesis
Cellular component (GO): nucleolus
Source: RefSeq, a predicted model, not a curated record